AUGGCGCCGCCGCCGCCGCCGCCGGCGGCGAAAUGCCCGACCACCGUGCUCGAUCUCGACGACGACCUCCUCCGCGAGGUGUUUCUCCGCCUCCCCGGCCUCCCAAGCCUCGUCGGGGCCGCCCUCUCCUGCCGCACCUUCCUCUCCGCGGUCCGUUCGUCCUCCGCCUUCCGCCGCAGCUUCGUCGGCCUUCACCCGUCUCCCUUCGUCGGCCUCUUCGUCCAGCGCAGAGACUUGAAGCCCGAGGCCUCCUCUUUCAAGGCCCACCACACCCGCCCGGACCCGGACUUCGAGGCCGCUACCCGCGGCGGCGAUUUCUCCCUCAGCGGCCUCCCACUCCCAGGCGCCGACGGCAGCGUACACGGCUACGAGGAGGAUGAGGGCAUCGAUGAAGAAGAUGGCAACAACCAGGAGGAGAAGUACGAGGAUGAGGAGCAUGAGGAUGAGGAGCACGAGGAGGAGCACGAGGAGGAGGAGGCCUCCCAUGUGUGGGAGAUUGAGCGAUGUUGCGACGGCUACGUGCUCGUCUACAACCAGAGGGCCAAGCAGAUAGCUGCCUACAACCCUCUCACCCGGGCAUUGCAUCUCUACCCCUCGCCACCCCGCCUCUUCUCCGAUGCCACUAACUUCGAGUUCCACAUUAUCUCCUCCCAAGAGGACCCCGGCGCACCACCCCGCGUGCUGUGUUUUGAUUUCGACUUGUUUCAGGAGAAGGCGGUCGUCCGCCUCAUCUCGUCGGACAACAGCAUCAAGUCCAAGUGCCGGAUGUUCCCUGGCACCGGGAGCGAGGUCACUGGCAAGAUGGUGAAUGGGUCUGUCUAUUGGACGCACGUGGGGAAACCCUACAUCACCGUGCUCGACACCGCGACACUGAAGUUCACUAAAAUGGAUCUACCGCCGCUCUUGGCAGACCAGGAAGGCCGUAAGUGUGCUUUUGUGUUUGGUAGUACCAAGGAUGGGAGGCCCUGUAUCGUUUCCCCAGAUUUGUGGGGUGCUUGCUCGCUUGAUGUCUUUUUCUGGAGACCCGAGGAUGAGGAUUAUGACGAUGGUUGCAAUUACUGGCUGUACCAGACAUUUCCCUUGAAAACGAUUCGCCAGUUCGUUAAGUUCUCAAAAGGAGAUGAUGGAUUUUUCAUUGUGCGGCUUAUGGAUGUUAUAGAUGGAAUCCUGUACCUGCGUACCGAGUAUGACGGGUGUACCGAGGCUCCUCAGUUGUUGCUAUCCUUUUGCCUCGAAACAGCAGAGCUGAAAAUGAUAUGUGAAGAUUAUCACAAGCCUGUCCGUCCCUACGUCAUGGCCUGGCCUCCCUCUUUGGUACAAAAUGAUGAGGGUCCCUGUUCAAAAGAUCAAGCUUUGUCUACCGCAAGCUCUGAAGGAUGUGAUGUGAAGGCUGGAGGUGGCCAAACAUUGCCUGCAUCUGUUGCGAAAGCAUAAUAGGAUUACUUGGAGACCUGGUGAGAUGGAUGGUGGUGGUGUCUUAUGCCGAUGCUGAUACAUGGUGAUUCAAGGUCUAUGUCUUGAGAGCCUGAUGGCCUUGUAUUAACUUAAUGUGCCUUUUCCGUAUGCAGUAUUCUGGAACUUUAUACCUACUUGAACCUCCUUGAACCAUUAUUCUGGUUGUCGAUUGCUUGUCACUUAAGAUGGUUAAUGAUCAGGUUAUGAACAGCAUGGUAAUUCGAA
Messenger RNA from Aegilops tauschii subsp. strangulata, 1680 nucleotides. RefSeq lists its product as uncharacterized. Gene Ontology annotation, molecular function: protein binding. The record is from RefSeq and is a predicted model, not a curated record. Lineage: Eukaryota; Viridiplantae; Streptophyta; Magnoliopsida; Poales; Poaceae.